Molecule: messenger RNA, 414 nt
Organism: Seminavis robusta
Lineage: Eukaryota; Bacillariophyta; Bacillariophyceae; Naviculales; Naviculaceae
Source: the annotation of a GenBank genome assembly
AUGAGUUUUGGCGGCAGCAAGAAGAAGAAGACCAAGUCUCACGAGUAUUGGUAUGAGCUUCUUUCCGCGGAGCAAGUUCGGACGUUGGUGUUGGCCGCCAAGUUGCCUGCUGCCGGUUCCAAGAAGAAGCAGAUCGAACGUCUCAUGGCGUGUGAAUCGACGGAAACAUAUGGAUGGGAUCGCCCCAAGUCUAUUGCCUGUAUCGUAUCCUACUUGAAAGCGAAAUGUAAGGAAGCUAACCUUCGCGCCAGUGGAUCCAAGUACGAGCUGGUUCUUCGUCUCGUGGAGCAUCACCAUCAAGACGACAAAGACAAGAAUUCCCCCAAGAACAAGCGAGGCGCAUCAGAUGAUGAGAAGGAGAAUGCUGACAAUAGUUUGCCCAACAAGAAGGCCAAACUUGCACUUGCGGACUAG